AUGGACAAUCAUUCUUCAAUCGCAACGACGUCUGGAGAGAGCAGCGCCAUGAUUUCUUCAAUGGAUUUUGAGGACCACCGGGUGAGUAUCGAAAUUCCGAAACUCAGUGUAAGUUUUCCCGAUUUUUUGAUAUUCAUCGAUUUUUUUAUCUUUGUAGGUAGUUAACUGGUUUACUGUAAAUUGGAGUUAAUAGGUUUUAGGCUUUGCUAGAGCCAAAGUUAUGCUUUUCGUUCCAGAACGCUUUUGCGCCGCGAAUAGUCGAGAGUGAAAUUUUCAAAAUUCUCGACGUCAGUGAGAAUCUUUGGGUCAAAGGCUCUUCGCCAGUUAAGGUAUAAUUUUACUAAUCUAAUAUGAUCUUGAGUCAUGAUUGACAGCAAAUGAAUAAUAUUCUACAGACAAAAAUCGUGUUUGGCGAACGCGGCGUGAUUAUUCCACCACGAGAGAAGGAAAAUACUUACGAAACGACGGAGACGAUCAAUCUGGGAGAAGAACUACCCGCAGAAGUCCCACCAGCGUCUUACUUUGAUGAGGCCGAUCCUGAUGAGUUGGAGCAGGACGCGGCGCGGAUCAAGGUCGAGACAGACCGAGCUUUUUUCAACCACAUGCUCCUCUCUCGGCCUGCAGCUCCCGCAUUAGCACCUGCACAACCUUACGUCAAAGAUGUUCGUUUUCUUCUGAACAUUUUACGUCCCUGUCUAUACGUGUUUUGUUUUUCCAGGCGGUAGCAACACCUCGCGGCACUUUUGUCAAUCCCUUGGUGAAAGAUCGACGAGAACUAAUUUUCGGGGACAAAUUGAAGAAAUAUCUUCGUAGUGGUGGAAAAGUACCUUGUUAGCUUAUUUCUCCAGUCCCAUUGUUUCUUACAGAAGAAUAUUUGCGAGCUGAUGAAAGAAGCGGUUGCGGAGAGUGGGACAGAUGGGGUUCUCGAAGGCGUCUGGUCAGAUGUCACCGCAGUCGUGUACAAAAAGGUUUUUAGUAGCUGAAACUAAAUCGAGAGUAUGCAAGGAAAACCUUUCGAUUGAGAUAGUUUCGCCGUCAGCUUAUCUAGCUACCCAUGAAAAUUUCAAAAAAAAAAUUUGUUUCAAUUAGUGAAGUCUUUGAAGUUGACCGAAAAAAAUCAAUGAUCAUGCUUCUUUUACAUUUUCUGCUACUCCUACUUUUUUCUUUUUCAGACUGUUGCACAAAGAGACGACGUCAUUACAACGGCGCAGUUACUUGAGGAUGCAUGCGACUAUUUGCACAGACUGUACGUUUUACUGUUCGGAAGCAAAAUAGUGUUGAAGCUUUUCUGAGUCUUCGAUGGUCCGAAUAAAGAAUUUGAAAAUUUACUGAAACUAUGCGCCAUUUAAUUUUCGUUUUUUUUUAGGUUCUCGGACCAUAUGCAGACCGUUGUGGAGCGUAAUUUGGAGCGAGCUGAACGGGGCGGAGUUCCUGGAGUUCGAGGAUUAGUGUCAGCUUUUUUGAAGGUUUGGUCCAUUUAUAUUUUUUCAAACAAUAGUAGCGUGAGUUUUUCUCUAGAUUGGCUGGCAUGGCUCUGAAAGAUUUUACCUGAAAAAGACAAUAAUAUUGAAUUUUCGAGUAAAGUCAGAAUGAUUCACUUAAAAGUAAUAUCGAAAGAGCGUAUAUUUUGUUCUUUCUCAUGAACACACUCUUGAGCCGUCAAUUUUUGAGACCCGAAACGGCUGCGAGUUAAUUCAAAAAUUUCCGUUACUCUGCGACUUUUUUCAAAGCCAUUGCUUGACAGCAGAUCUGUGCGCUGGACCGAGGGUAGUGGCCAAAUCGGCUCAAAAUUCGUCGCAAUCACAAACUUUUAUCCCCUUUUAUAAGUUACAUCAAAUAUUUUUUUCUAAAUAUCACAUUUUUCAUCACUAUCUCCUCCAUAUACACAUUCUGAGAAAGUUUCGAGACCAAAACAUUUUGAAAAGUAACAAAUGUGCGAACGCUUCGCGACCGCGUUGCAUAACUAUGGCCGACACAGUGCGAAGCUCUGCUUGACAGGAUAACAUAUGGCUUUUUUUAUACGCUUGACGCAGUUAGAACUUUCAGAAAAGAGUUAGAAAAAAUUGAUAUUUUGAAAAAUUGAUGAUUUUGAAAGGUUGGAGCGGACGAUCCAAACGCCGAAGACGACAACAUCGAUGGAUUGCCCAUCUGGGAAGUGACGUAUCACUGCGUUCGCGCUGGCGACGUCUCCGCCGCCAAGGAUGCGUUGACGCGACUGCAGUCGUUCCCGCAAUCCGCGACUCUUGUCGCCGCCUUGAACCACCUAGCCGACAACGGAAAGUUAGUGUUAUUGAACUCAAUCAUGCUUGAAGAGAAAAGCUGAAACAGUGGCUACUGAAAGCUAGAAGGCCAUAUUAAGUGAAAAAAAAAACAAAACACUAGUAAACUUUGCUAUGAUUGCAUGUGAAGAAUAAGGAAUAGUUACGGGAACCUGAAGGGAGAUUAUAUCGAGAAAUAGGCAGAAAGUAUCAUUUCUUCUUCGGCGUAUAAAAUUGUCUAAUGAAGCGUUCUGGUGGAAAAUGUUCAACUCUGAAGAAAUUUAUCAAUUUACCCAUAGUCAAUAUGAGAAAGAAAUAUGUAUCAAUUUAGCAGCUUCUGAAAGGGCAUUCCAGGAAUAAGACGCACGAAAGUUUAUUUUGAACCCGCUCAAGUUGAAAUUGGAAAAAAAAACGGAUCGUUGAUCAUGGAAUUUUGCAAUUGUGAGAAGUUCCCUAGUUAGUGCCAAAGCACAAAAAGUUUCAGAACCUUAAUCGAUUCGGGUUCUAUCAAACUUCCAAACGCUCCCUUUUACAGGCUCGACGGAGAUUUGAAAAAGAAGCUGAAAGUCGAGUGGCGUCACAACUCGAGCCAUAUCAAGGACAAGCACAAAAGAGCUCUGUAUGCAGCUUUGCUCGGUGGAUUGGGUGUGUGAAGAAAGUCUUGUUUGAAAACUAUUGAAAGUUUCAGAAUCGGCCCUUUCGGACACUUUGGAAAACUGGCUGUGGUUCAAACUUUUCCCACUUCGCGUAGACCCUCACAUCACUCCCCUCCUCUACAAGGAAGUUCAGAAGUCGAUUGCCAUUGAUUAUGGUCUGCAGAUGUCUGUAAGGAAGUUGCAUCCCUCGUUUCAGGGCAGCAGUAUUUCAUGGCCAACGGCCGAUCUGAGUUCCAGUACUUCUUCACCGCUCUUUGGCUCUCUGGUCAGUUCGAAAGAGCGAUUGAGGUUAGCGCUUCUCAGUUAUUCCAACAAAACCGAGAUCCAGCUUCUGAACGAAUGCGGCCAAAGGGUUGAUUGUGUCCAUGUCGCAGUGCUGACUCAUCGACUUGGAUAUUUGCGAAUGACGGAAAACUCUACAGACGAUAUGUGUAAUUUCCAGUCAUCCCUUUCUCUUUCCAUUUUCAUUCUCAGUGGUUGUGGACAAUUCUGAAGCUACGAGAUGCUACUUGAACCUUGCACGACUGAUUGUGGCAUACACGAAGAACUUUGAACUUCUCGAUGUACCUAGAUCUCUCGACUAUUUCUUCCUUCUCAAGGUGUGUUGCAGAAAAUCUGAAUCAUUCAGCUUUAUCACGCAUUAGUGUUCAUUAUCAGAGAACAACCAAAUGACUGAAAACGACUGAAAAAUUUUGGUCCGAAAAUUUGAAUUUCACAAAAACUAAGCUAGUAAUACGAAACCCUGUAAAGUACUUUUUCAGUCAAAAGUUCCGAUUUUACACGAAUCUUUUUUGGAAAGCUUCUUUACGCAAAUACUUAAAACCGGAGUGCUCUCAAAGUUCUGAUUGUCGAAACUAAUUUUUUUUUGUUUGACAGUUUCUUUGAAGUUUCUCGAGGCUUUUUUCUUUGGAUUCAAUCAAAGUAAAUCUUUUCUUCGGGCAUGCGUAUUUUUUCAGGGAAUCUCAACACCAACUGGCUCCGAUGUCUUCGAAAUGGCCGUCAGCCGCUCGGUUUACCUUACUGGAAACGCUGAUGUCAUCUUGGGAACACUGGCAAAAGAAGGCGGGCGAUUACCGGGGCUUAUUGAUGAGUGCGUUUGUUUUUACAGUUUUCAUCUCUUCUUUGUUAAAAUUUAUUCGAUCGUUAGUUCAUUUGAGGUUGA
Molecule: messenger RNA, 4076 nt
Organism: Caenorhabditis auriculariae
Lineage: Eukaryota; Metazoa; Nematoda; Chromadorea; Rhabditida; Rhabditidae
Source: the annotation of a GenBank genome assembly